AGCGCGUUGUUGACCAAUUGUGAUCAGCCAUUCUUGGCAUCUGAUUUAAUGCUUGUGUGUUACAAUAGCCAUCAUAUUUUACGACCGAAGUGGGUGAACAACCAUGUUUCGUUGUGGAUUGAGACUACCUACAAAAGCGCCGAUUCAGCGGUACAGCUUGAGUGGAGCACUGUCUCUGCGAGUAAAAUCGAACACAGCUGAGGACGUUACAUGGACGUUGCAUAAGAACUAUGCUUUUGACUGCACACAAGUUAGCCGUAGAUGUACCCCACGUCACUUUGAUACUGGGUUUGGAGAGAGCGAACAGCAGUGUUUCCGAGGUUUGGGAUCCAGAUGUUUUUUCAGCACACUCUUAACGCGUAGACAGUUGACUCACAAUGGUCGGAACACGUCUUUGGCUUUGGCUGUCAAAUCAACUAUACAAUACGUGUCGCAUCAUAUGAAGGUUGUCCCUGGUUACCGUACAUGGGUAAAUAGGCCUCAUGGCCGAGAAACAUUUUACAUAAUGAAUGAACUUGAACCUAUUUUGUUUACUUCUGGUGCGAAACUCUGUACCAGGCCAUUCUACACUACGACAGUACAAGCAAUUGCUUCAUCUGCUGCAUCGCAAAAACGCGAGACAGGCGCCGAAGACGCCACAACUACCCCUGUAAAUAUGGAUCAGGUUUCAUCAGAGUCUCCCAGGGCAGUGAUCCAGGAGUCAGACCCAGACAGUCAGAAGCCCAACAAAAUGCAGCAGCUGAAGAAGGUCUUUAAGGAGUAUGGCGCUGUGGGUGUGUCCUUCCAUAUCGGAAUGUCCCUCAUGUCUCUUGGAAUGUUUUAUCUUGCUGUGUCCAGUGGGAUCGACAUGGCUGCAGUGCUGUGUAAGAUGGGCUUCAGUGAGUCUAUAGUUCAGUCUAAGAUGGCGGCUGGCACCAGUACCUUUGUGUUGGCGUACGCCAUUCAUAAGCUCUUUGCUCCGGUUCGGAUAAGCAUCACGCUGGUGUCUGUUCCCCUCAUAGUCCGGUACCUGCGUAAGACUGGACUCUUCAAACCUCCUGCUCCCAGUCCAUAAACGACAUGGUGCUCUGGGUUAGAUUCGACUUACAGAACUCUUGUCAAAAAGCCUGAAGCUGGGACUACAUCUGAGAGUCGAUGUCCAUUCCAGCUGAAACUGUCCUUAAUGUCAUUAUUUACCAACAAGAUUCACCUUGCAAACUGACAUGAGCAGCCUUUCAGUGACAGCUCUUAUGAUUCCAGAUGCUUCUCUUGCCACGGUGUUUUUCUUUAUAUGUCUGUGAGAAAAGAAGACAGUAAAAUUCUUUUUGGGUGUGUGAGAUCUGUAUUUGUUAUUUCGCACUUCUGAAUGUGUGACCAAUCAUUUAAUUAGAGAAACACACCCACACACACAAACACAUACAAGCAUUCAGUGUUUAAGCGGGGGGUGUACGUGUGUGCAUGUGCGUGCACUCGUGUGUAAGGCAUGGAGAGUAUAUCUUCAAAACAAGCAAACAAAGGAACAAAAACACGCUCCAUCAUAGCUCUGUGAUUUCUGUUGGAUUGCAAAAUAUAAGCACACUGAUUCUCACUAUCAUAGUACAGCUUAUUAAUUCAGUCCUAUACUGCCACCAAUGGAGAUCUUUAUGUAUAUUUGGAAUUUUAAUUGAGUUUAAAUUGUAUUUGACAUGAUUUUGAAGUGACUGUUGAAAGUAAAGCUCUUUUAAAUUUGUCAGUCAGUUUGAUGACAGUUCUUCAGUGUGUAUGCCAUAUGCAGUGUGUAUUGGAAAUCCAUUUAUAGGAUUAUGUAAAACUUUGUCUUAGGCUUUAGGGUGACUGCACCAUGUAGUGUAACAUUUAAUAUCAGAAUUACUCAGUGAUCUCAUCACUCUGGGCACCAGAUAUAACAGUGCCUGUAAUGCAUUGUGUCUUUUGACAAAUGCACACACCACAGUGCAGUGUUCAGAUAUCCUUACAUGCUAAAAGUCCAAUAAUAAACUUCAUUAUGAGAGACAUUCUGUGUGACGGAGCCAUUGGUUCCGUGAGCUCAGUAGCUCUUUAGCUCAGUAAACACGGUCAAACAGCAGGUGAAUUAUGGCAUCAUUUUUUUGAUUUUCAUUAAUUGCAUUAAUUCGUGAACACACCUAGUUACACAUGUGAUGUAAAAUUAAAAUGAAUUAAAAUGCAACUUA
This is a messenger RNA of Chanos chanos (milkfish), 2168 nucleotides long. RefSeq names its product family with sequence similarity 210 member B (gene mims2). Bases 104 to 1054 code for a protein of 316 amino acids. The record is from RefSeq and is a predicted model, not a curated record. Gene Ontology annotation, cellular component: mitochondrion. The transcript has 3 exons. NCBI's taxonomy places the organism in Eukaryota, Metazoa, Chordata, Actinopteri, Gonorynchiformes, Chanidae.